Molecule: messenger RNA, 639 nt
Organism: Auanema sp. JU1783
Lineage: Eukaryota; Metazoa; Nematoda; Chromadorea; Rhabditida; Rhabditidae
Source: the annotation of a GenBank genome assembly
AUGCCCAAGAAUAAGGGAAAGGGAGGAAAGAAUCGUAGAAGAGGAAAGAACGAGAAUGACUUCAUGAAAAGAGAGUUGGAUAAGAAAGAGAAUGGCCAAGAAUAUGGACAAGUUACCAAAAUGCUUGGAAAUGGGCGAGUAGAUGUGUUUUGUUUCGAUGGUAAGAAACGUGUAUGUCACAUUCGUGGAAAACUUCGAAAGAAGGUGUGGAUCAAUACGGGAGAUAUUAUUCUAAUUGGUCUUCGUGAUUACCAAGAUGAUAAGGCUGAUGUCAUUCUCAAAUACACUCCAGACGAAGCCCGUCGAUUGAAAGCUGAAGGAGAACUCCCAGAAAAUGCCAAAAUUAAUGAAAAUGAUGAGCAAGAUGAGGGAGAGAUUGUCUUCAAGGAUAUGGGUGGAGCUGGCGGUGAGGAUGAAGAAGCUGAUUCUGACGAUGACUUACCUUCAAGCGGUAGUGAUGAUGAAGAGGAAGAAGAAGAUGAUGAUGACGAUGGAAGUGGAAGCGAAGAAAGCGAAAGUGAGGAAGAAUCGGAUAAUGACGCUUCAUUCUUGAAUGAGGAAGAUUUAGCCGCUGGUCGUGGUCUUGGAGGCCGUGGUCGUGGAAGAGGUGGAAAAAAUAAAUAUGGCAAGAGAAGAUAA